UCAAUAAUACUACAAUGGCCGAUCUGUCAUUUCCGGCUUCCCAGUUCCCGGUGGCAGUCGGCGUGGAUUCACUGAAGUUUCGGGGCAAUUCAGGAGACUCGCUAUAUUAUAAUAGAAUCUUGGUUCCCCUGCAGUGGGGAGCUCUGCUCUCUCCUCUUCCUAAAGAAAGAAGAGACCCAUGAAACCAGUUUCACUGGGGGCUUACUGGAAAACAUUGAUUUCCUCGCUCAAAGGUCGGUUUUGUCAACAGCUCGUUUGGGUUUGAACCGACCCCUCCUCCGUUCUUGCUCUGAGAACCGUUCAUUUCCCAGUUUUCCCCUUCUGCUCUCUGUUUUCUUGGCACGUUCUGUGUUCAUUGAAGCUGAGUGAUUGAUUCUUGGACGAAAUUUUUUUUGGGGGGAUGGAUCAUCAGACAAGACUUGAAUCUUUGCUUUCUGAAUUUGGAUUCGUGAAGGAUUGAAUGUUGGAUGUGAUUGUCGAUCAUUUCAGGUCAAAUGUGGUCCAUCCAUCCUUUUUCCCUCAUGUAAUAAACAGACGUAGAGUCGCUUAUUUUAAGUAUAUUUUUCAGCUGAAUCAAAUCUCAUCAAGAGCUACAUCUGUACCUUCACACGGGUUGGAGCCCUCUCUGGAUACUACUCGGAAGGGUUUGGCUGCUUGGUUAGAGCUCAUCAAUAUGCAAGUUAACUGGCAAACUGAGAACCGAACUCGAUAGUUUUACCCUGCCAUAUAGUGAGCAGGUGGUCCUCCAAAGUGAAUCGUUCGUCAGAUGCAAGCAUCACAGAAGAAGAGUCAUUUAAGCAUGUCGAACAAACUUUAUUAUCAGUCUGCACGUGAGAUUGGCACCUAUUGCUUGCCUCAGUUUCAUACUUUAGAUUGCCACCCUUGCUACUAUCCCAUGCAGAAUCUCCCGGAUAAAUACUGCACCCUCGAGUCAUCCUCCGCUAGUGGAGGUUAUGCUAUUUACAACUCACCAUCAACCAUCAGCUUCUCAUCCAACGGGAGUCCUGUAUCCCUGCAAGAUUCCGUGUCUUAUCCACCUGAUGCCCUACACUCCCCAGAUAAUACCUACGCCUCCUCCAUAAGUGGGUCUUGUGUCACCGACGAUGCAGGUGAUUUUUUGCACAAGCUGAGAGAAUUGGAGAACGUAAUGCUGGGACCUGAUUCGGAUAUUCCCAUUAACUAUGAGAGGAGUUUUCAGAAGGGGAUCUAUGUAGCCUCGCCGGGGAUCAAACUAAUGGAUGCAAUAGAACGGAGGGAUUUGAAACAAAUCCUCAUUGCCUCUGCAAAGGCAGUUUCAGAAAAUGAUCUAUUGACAGCGAAUUGGUUGAUGGAUGAGUUGCGUGAAAUGGUCUCAGUUUCUGGGGAACCGAUCCAGCGGCUGGGAGCGUACAUGUUGGAAGGUCUUGUUGCACGUUUGGCCUCCUCAGGAAGCUCCAUCUAUAAAGCUCUGCGAUGGAAAGAACCUGAAAGCUCGGAGCUCCUUUCCAACAUGCACAUUCUUUAUGAGGUCUGUCCAUACUUCAAAUUUGGAUACAUGUCGGCAAAUGGUGCAAUAGCUGAAGCCAUGAAGGAUGAGAAAAGAGUCCACAUCGUUGACUUCCAAAUUGCUCAGGGUAGCCAGUGGAUCACUUUAAUCCAGGCAUUUGCGGCGAGGCCUGGCGGGCCACCCCACAUAAGAAUAACUGGUUUCGAUGAUUCCAUGUCAGCUUAUGCUCGUGGAGGAGGAUUGGACAUUGUGGGGAAGUGGCUAUCUAAGCUUGCUCGGUCAUACAAAGUCCCAUUUGAGUUCCACGCUGCAUCGGUACCAGGUUCAGAUUUACAGCUGCACCAUCUCGAUGUUAGGCCCGGGGAGGCUCUGGCCGUAAAUUUCGCGUUUAUGCUUCACCACAUGCCUGAUGAGAGUGUGAGCACUCAGAACCAUCGGGACCGGCUCCUGAGGCUGGUCAAGAGCCUGUCGCCGAAGGUGGUGACCCUGGUGGAGCAAGAAUCUAACACGAAUACUGCUGCCUUUUUUCCGCGGUUCAUCGAGGUGAUGGACUAUUAUGCGGCCAUGUUUGAGUCGAUUGACGUGACUCUUCCCAGAGAGCACAAGGAGAGGAUUAACGUCGAGCAGCACUGCUUGGCAAGAGAUGUUGUCAAUAUAAUCGCGUGUGAGGGGGCCGAGAGAGUCGAAAGGCACGAGCUUCUGGGGAAGUGGAGAUCGCGUUUUGCCAUGGCGGGAUUUACACCAUACCCUCUGAGCUCCCUAGUGAACGCCACCAUCAAAACGCUGUUGAAGAAUUACUCUCACAAGUAUAGGCUUGAGGAGAGAGAUGGAGCUCUUUAUUUGGGAUGGAUGGAUCGAGACUUGGUAGCGUCUUGCGCAUGGAAGUGAAAUAAUCCGAGAAAGUGUAAGGCGGCAUGAUCGGAGCAGCCGGAACUGUUCCUCUUCUUUUCACGUUUCGUUCCUUUGUAAUCAUUUAGCUCGUUACGUUUGAUGAGGUGUUUGAAGCUGUUCACCUUGUAUAGUCCCGGAUUUCAUGCUCUACUCUUUCACUGACAAAGAUAGGAUAAACUCAAUU
Molecule: messenger RNA, 2561 nt
Organism: Syzygium oleosum
Lineage: Eukaryota; Viridiplantae; Streptophyta; Magnoliopsida; Myrtales; Myrtaceae
Product: scarecrow-like protein 21
Exons: 3
Coding region: 767-2374 (535 amino acids)
Biological process (GO): regulation of DNA-templated transcription
Cellular component (GO): nucleus
Molecular function (GO): DNA-binding transcription factor activity; sequence-specific DNA binding
Source: RefSeq, a predicted model, not a curated record